GGCUCUUGGGUGUGUGCACUAUUUGUAUAAUUAUUUUUAAUUGUAAUUAUUUGAAAGUUUUGGUCAGUUAGCUGAAUUUUCAUUACUUAGAAAUGCCUUGCCGCUAGGUACCCAAUAAGGUGUCCAUUAGAUUCACUGCACUUUGAUACUGAAAACAAAUACAAUGACUGCUGCUGCCCACGGUGACGAGCUAUCAUGAUCAUGCGGUGACCUCCAUUCCAACACAGUUAUGUUAGCCAGUCUGCUCGUGAGGCGGGUGGUGGCCACCUGCGGCCCCGCUGCGUCGGCCAGCCUGCACAGCUCGGCGCGUCUGCGGCUGCCGCUGGUACCGUUCGUCAUCGAGCAGACCGGCCGGGGAGAGCGCAGCUACGACAUCUACUCGCGGCUUCUGAAGGAGCGCAUCAUCUGCGUGAUGGGGCCGAUCGACGACACAGUGGCCAGCGUGGUGGUGGCGCAGCUGCUGUUCCUGCAGUCGGAGAGCACCAACAAGCCGGUGCACAUGUACAUCAACAGUCCCGGCGGCGUGGUCACCGCCGGCCUGGGCAUCUACGACACGAUGCAGUACAUCCGGCCGCCGGUGGCCACCUGGUGCGUCGGACAGGCCUGCAGCAUGGCCUCGCUGCUGCUCGCCGCCGGGUCGCCCGGCAUGCGCCACGCACUGCCGAACGCGCGCAUCAUGAUACACCAGCCGUCGGGCGGCGCCUCCGGACAGGCCACCGACAUCCUCAUCCAGGCGGAGGAGAUCGGCAAACUGAAGCGGCAAAUCAACGGACUGUAUGUGAAACACACCAAUCGUGACCUCGCGUCCGUGGAGACGAGUAUGGAGCGCGACAAGUUCAUGGACCCUAGCGAGGCUCUCGAGUUCGGUAUCAUAGAUAAAAUAUUGGAGCAUCCUCCCAAGGCUGGCAGUGCUGAGGAGGCCAAGGACUGAUGGAUUAUAGUUAGUGUCGCACUCGCAGAAGGAUCUUUUAUAUAUUUUCUUGAUGAGCACAUGUCGUUUCAGACACUCAUUUGUUGAUAUUGUUGCCACUUGUAUCAGGAAAUAUAAUGUUUCUCAAGCUC
Messenger RNA from Amphibalanus amphitrite, 1062 nucleotides. RefSeq names its product ATP-dependent Clp protease proteolytic subunit, mitochondrial-like (gene ClpP). The record is from RefSeq and is a predicted model, not a curated record. The coding region runs from base 230 to 931 and encodes 233 amino acids. Gene Ontology annotation, molecular function: ATPase binding; serine-type endopeptidase activity; ATP-dependent peptidase activity. NCBI's taxonomy places the organism in Eukaryota, Metazoa, Arthropoda, Thecostraca, Balanomorpha, Balanidae. Gene Ontology annotation, cellular component: endopeptidase Clp complex. The transcript is spliced from 2 exons. Gene Ontology annotation, biological process: protein quality control for misfolded or incompletely synthesized proteins.